Molecule: messenger RNA, 204 nt
Organism: Peronospora belbahrii
Lineage: Eukaryota; Oomycota; Peronosporomycetes; Peronosporales; Peronosporaceae
Source: the annotation of a GenBank genome assembly
AUGUCGGGUAGUAAGGGCUAUGUGAGGAAUGCCGAGUUGAAAGAUAAUUUCAAAAUGAAAGCAUCAUUUUGCAAGCGUCUUGCAAACCAUGGCUUCAAAUGGGUGGAGGAGAUUCAAGGACGAAUGGAAACCCAUAGAAGCAAGUGCAGGACUUUGGAUCAAAAGUGUGCAGAAGUUAUUAUUGAUUCGUACAGCACGUUUUAA